AUGUCGUCGACUUCGGAUUCUCCCGGCGACGAGAUCGUCGUGGAAUCGAAGAACGAAGUCAUUUACAAGACGAAGGAGAUUAAGUUUCUUGGAAGAAAGAAGCGAAUCAUUCUCCAGAAUCAGAACGGACCUUGUCCUUUGAUCGCUAUUUGUAAUGUUCUUAUCUUGAGAGACGAUUUGCAUCCUCAGUUUCGUGAAGUUUCUCAAGAGAUAUUGCUGACUCUUGUGGCCACCACACUGAUCGAUUUCAACACUAACGUUGAUAGAGAAGAUGAUGAAUAUACUGAGAAUAUUUCUGAUGCCAUUAGUCUCUUACCACUCCUUGCAGAUGGAAUCAAUGUCAAUAUAAAAUUCAAGAGGAUUAAUGAUUUUGAGUUUACACCUGAGCUAGCUAUAUUUGAUCUACUUAAUAUUCCCUUGUAUCAUGGAUGGAUCGUUAAUCCCCAGGAUCUUGAAACUGCUACUGCAAUUGGUUGCAAGUCUUAUAAUGCUUUAAUGAGUGCUCUUGUUGCCUUGGAGACGCAGACUGUAAAGUCCCCGAGCAGUCAGAGUUCUGGAGAAUGCUCUGUUGGUUUUGCUGAGGCGACCACUGCAGCUCUACGGAUUCCUUCACCCUGUCGAUCUUUUGCUGUCUCUCCACCUGCAUCUGCAGAGCAUAGUAGAUUGAGAAAGGGAGAUAUUGAAGAGGAAAUAGUGUUGUUGCAAGCCUUGCGAUUAUCAGAAAGGGAAGCGCCUGGUUUGAAAAUCCACAGAGGCUCAAGCAGUGGAGAAGAAUUAGAUGAUAAUGAAAUGUCUAAGGAUGCUGCAGCUGGUUGUACGAGCAAUAUCUGUCAGCAGUCCAAAUCUGAUGAUCAGUUUUCUUCUACGAAAUCAAAAGAUGGGAAUGAGAUCAAUGUGGGGGAAAAGACUAAUCUGGAGUCAACCAAAAUUGACAGCAGUUCUGAGAUCAAGUCUGAAGAUUCUAGUGGCAGAUCCAAGGGUGACGACGAUAAACCCCCGUAUGAAGGUGAUGAGUGUGGAAGCUUAGGGUCUCCAUUUUACAAAGGCGAGUCACUGCUUGAAAAAAGCUCUUUGGAGUGGAGGGAUACUAAUGAGCUCACGCCAGAAGAGGAAAACUUCACCAUGGUUGAGUUUUCAGGUGAAUUGAUCAACAAGUUUUUGAACAAUAAUCGCAGUCAGUUAACUGUUACUGGACUCUCGUACUUGCAAGAACAAGUUAAAGAAGAUGAACUUUGUGUUUUCUUCCGAAACAAUCACUUUCUAACCAUGCUGAAGUAUGAUGGUGAACUCUAUCAAUUGGUUACUGAUCAAGGCUAUCUGACGCAGCAAGACUUGGUUUGGGAAAAAUUGAACAAGGUUAAAGGGGAUUCUGUCUUCAUGACUGGUGACUUCAAGGUCUUCAAGAGCGACGAGGGCAAGAGUCGAAAAUGGAAUCAAAAGCACGCAAUUAGUAAUACUGCGGAUUAUAUUUUCAGCAUCAACAAGAGCUCAUCGGAAGAAGGCAUGGAGAUAGAUACCGAUCUGGAAAUGGCGAUGAUAUUGCAGCAACAAGAGUUGGCAGGAGACAUUUAUUCAGAGGUAUCAAUAAGAAGCAACCAGAGGCCUUCUUCAAUGCAGGAGGAAGUGAAACCUGUAGUCCAAAGAUGGCUAAUAACAAGAAAAGAAACGGAGAAAACCCUAGUUCCUCCUAUAUUAUCGUCUAGGGUUUCGCAACUCAAGAGCAGAACUGGAUUGCUGAAGAAGAAACCAGAUGACUUCGAUCCUGAAACUGUUGGACGGACUGCGAUCACUGAUAUUCUCUGUAACUUGUUGAGAACUGUUAUGGCCACUACUCCGGAAGAUUUAGUCCCUACGGUUUAUCUUGCAGCCAAUGAGAUUGCACCUGCUCAUCAAGGUGUCAAAUUGGGAAUUGGCACUGAUUCCAUCAUCAAGGCUAUCUCUCAAGCUUUUGGUAGAACCGAGUCUCACGUUAAGAAGCUCAAUACGGAACUGGGAGACUUGGGGCUUGUAGCAAAAGGGAGCCGUUCGUCUCAGACUAUGAUUUUCAUGCCCAAACCAUUGACUGUUGUCAAGGUUACCGACACACUUCGCCAAAUUGCAAAGAUUAUUAUUGCUUAUUGGCGGGAAUCUGGAAAAGAUUGUGAACCUCUUUACUUAACUCGUUUACUCGAGGAAAAGUUGCGGUUAGGGUUCUCGCGUCAAACUGUUUUAGCUGCCUUGGGACAAGCCGAUGAAGACCACUCUAAGCCACCCCCAAAUACCAAGAAUCCUUUAGAUGAGGCGGCUAAGAUUGUUAAAGAAGUAUACUCUGUACUUCCUGACUAUGACAUUAUUGCUGCUUCUCUUCUAACUAGUGGUGUGUGGAAUCUUCCUAAAACUUGUACACUUACACUAAGCUUUCCGGUCUUACCAAUGCUUGCAAAAGCAGUUACAAGUUUAAGUUUGGUACUUGAUAAAUUUGAGGACACUGUUUUCACAUGCGAAUACAAAUAUGAUGGUGAACGUGCACAGAUACAUUAUAUGGAGGAUGGUACAUUCGAGAUAUUCAGUAAACAUGCUGAAAGAAACACUAGCAAGUACCCUGAUGUUGCUCUUGCCUUAUCAAGUGAAGUAACACUUGUUUGCACUUGCUUCUACCAGAAGCUAUACGAUUCAUUCGAUGAAGAUCCUGGAUAUUUUCAGUUUGCAACUGCUCUAACAUCCAGCAAUGUCGGUGAAAUAGAACAGUUUCUUAAAGCUUCUAUUGACAUUGGUAGCAUUGGGGAUUCUGUGGAUAAGGAAGAAUUCCAGAGCAUUUGUAACAUUGGUAGUGGAUUUUCUGAAGCAGAGCUUCAAGAGCUGUCUUCCAGUCUUUGCUCUAAAGUGAUUGCUACUCCAAAAGUGUGGGAAGUGAAAGCAGCUGACUUGACGAUUAGCAACAUCAUCAUUGUGCAGCUAUCGGAAUCGUGGACCCUGAUAAGGGGAUUUCCUCGUCUUGUCCGUGUAGCCAGAGGAAGCAACAUCAUCGGAUCAGAUUGCUGA
Molecule: messenger RNA, 3021 nt
Organism: Arabis nemorensis
Lineage: Eukaryota; Viridiplantae; Streptophyta; Magnoliopsida; Brassicales; Brassicaceae
Source: the annotation of a GenBank genome assembly